Molecule: messenger RNA, 1854 nt
Organism: Bufo gargarizans (Asiatic toad)
Lineage: Eukaryota; Metazoa; Chordata; Amphibia; Anura; Bufonidae
Product: cilia- and flagella-associated protein 45-like
Exons: 12
Coding region: 128-1765 (545 amino acids)
Source: RefSeq, a predicted model, not a curated record
CGCCUAUUGACGUCACUUCCGGAGGAUUCCCUGCUGUCAUGGUGACCGCACCUAGCCCCGGAAGAAGCCGUUCCCUUGACAACCGGUCAACAUCAAGCGAAGUAGACGGGAGCCGGCGAGCACAAACAUGCCGGACAGUGUGGUGGGGUCGAUCAGCUCCGGCUCUAACGGCUCCCAGCGAUCCAAGGCCCGGAAAUACCGCACCAGGGCCCUGAGCUCAGAGGUGGACGAGAGUCUGUUUGGAGUGAAGCAACAGCCGAAAAAUGAUGCUCCGAUUGUACAGAAAGCCGAAAGUGGACGGCGUAACGCUGUGUCUGCGCCUACGCGGGGUCGCAAGCCCGAGACCAUCCGGAUCAUCACCAGCGACCUGAUCCGAGACCUUAUUGUGCCCUCCGAGGACCCCUCCGGCCUGUCCCUAAUCAUGUCCUACCAGGAUUUCACUCGCAUCAAGAAGAGAGCGCGGGUCCUGACCAAGGAGGAACGGGAGAAGGCGAUGCAGGCUGUGAAAGACGAGAAAGAGGCGGCCAUUGAAGCAGCUAAUGAGCGUAAGAACUUCAUGAAACAGAAGGAGAUGCUUCGUCAGAAGAACGAAAAGCUGAGCGACCUGGAGGAGGAGGCCCAGCAGAGGGCGCAGUACCUCCUCCAGAGGGCCAACACCAUGCGCAUGGAGCAGGAGGACGAAAUCAAGAAACUGAACGAGAUGAUAUUGAGCACUAAAUGCCACGCCAUCCGUGACGCCCAAAUCCUAGAAAAAGAUCUGAUCUCCAAGGAGCUGUUGACUGAGGAGAAGAGGUUGGACCAGAUGAUGGAGGUGGAACGGCAGCAAGCCAUCAAGAUGCAGGAGGAGAUGGAGGAGCAGCGGAAACUGGAAAAGAUUAGAGGAAAACUCCACAUCAUAAAACAGAUGGGGGAAAACGAGCAGUCGAGGAUCCUGGACGAGGAGCAGAAGGAUCAAGAGGCUCAGCAGAUACUUCAGUUUCUGGAGGAGCUUCAGAUGGAAGAUUACAAGGACAUGGAAAGGAAAAAGCAAGAACAGCUGGAAAUCCAGGCAGAGAUCAAACGCAUCAACGCUGAGAACGAGCGGAAGAAGAUAGAGCGGAAGGAGCAGGAGCGGCUGGCAGACCUGCGCGUGCUGGAAUACACCAAGCAGAAGCUGGCUCGAGAGGCCGAGUACGAGGCCGAGCAGGAAAAAAUUAAGAAGGAGAAAGAAAAGGAAGUCGCUCGCCUCAGAGCCCUGCAGGAAAGAGCCCGGGAUCACCGCGCAGAGCAGGAUACUCUCCGGGCCAAGAGAAACCAAGAAGCCAUGGAGAGAGCGUGGCGUCAGAAAGAGAAGGAAGAAGCGUUGAAGCAAACAGAGAUGAAUACCACCUUGAAGAAGACUCGCCUGGAGCAGGUGGCUCAGAAGGAGCACUUUUUGGCCGUGCAGGCCCAACGGGACCGGGCGGAAUUUGACAGGGUUUUACGGGUCCAACGGGAGCUGAUGAAGAAAGAGCACAACGAGCAGGAGGAAAAGGCCAGUCAGCUGAUAAAGCACGCAGGAGAGCUGAGGCGCCAGGUGCGGGAGAAUGAGCAGAAGCAAGUCCUAGAGCGUAUUGAUCACUUCGAGGAGGGGAAGAGGUUGGAUGAAGAGGCGCGGCAGCGUAGGGCACGUCUGGAUGAACUGAAGCAGAAGAAGUUAGAAGAGCUGCGAAUGGCCGGCCUCCCUGACAAGUACUGCUCAAUGGUGGCACGGAAAGCUGAUGCCCAUCUCACCGCUGUCCACUAAGGAGAGGAGAGCCCCAGACUGUUCGGGAUUGUGUCACGUGUUAAUGGCGUGUUAGCUGUAGCUGACAAACAAUAUACACAUUUGUCUGA